Molecule: messenger RNA, 2136 nt
Organism: Effrenium voratum
Lineage: Eukaryota; Dinophyceae; Suessiales; Symbiodiniaceae
Source: the annotation of a GenBank genome assembly
AUGGCAAGCGAAGUCCUUGAAGCCUUCAAGCGCUUUGAUGCUGAUGGUUCAGGCUCUAUCAGCAGGGAGGAAUUGAGUGAGGUCUUGAAAUCUUUGGACGAGACUUUAGAUGAACAAGUUGAUAACUUGUUGGUGCUUGCUGAUGCCAGUGGAGAUGGUGAAUUACAAGUGGAGGAGUUUGUGCGCUGGAUUUUUGCAGACGAUCAACAGCUCGCAAUGAGUGGGGUGCACGACAUCACUCUGACCAUCUCUGGCUGUUCUUUCAAGAAGCUCAAUGGGGAUUAUGUGCAACAAGUAGGCGAAUCACAUUGCCAAAGGCCCCUGUACUACUGUGCCAGCAACCAGCAGCUGCUCUUUUAUUGCAGCAAAUGGUCGCAGUGGUCCAUCUUUCAUAAGAUCAGUGGGUAUUCCAGCGCCCGUUUGAAGACCAAGAAAUCAGCUCACAGAGGUGAAGGGGUGACCUGGGACCUUUACCGAAAGGCCAAGAAGGGCUUCGUGGAGGAACCGGAAAUGACUUGUACUUUGAGAACGUCCUCAGAAACGCUGUCAGCCCCACCAGCCGAAUUCAUCCAGAUCUUGGAUGUUGAGGAGUUCGUUGGUGUCUUCAAGAAGCAAGAAGAGAUGAAGGAUGGCCGUCCUGUGUACUAUAACUCAGUCUGCAACGUCAGAAUUGAAUAUGACCAAGAGAAACAAAAAUGGGCAUUGUGGCCUUGCAAUACUGACGGAGUAAAAAAAGAGAAAACAACGCCCAUUGUGAGUGCAGAAACAGCCGGUUUCUCACCGGACAGAGCGACCUGGAGAUUUUUGGAUCAUCCCAUCCGCUUUGCCAGCAUAGAACCCAAAGCCGUGACGGACCAAGGAGGUUGGAAAGAUCCAGAUUUUCCACAUGACAUCUCCAGCAUCGGAGAGAAAAUGAAAGACGACCAAUACAUCACCAAGGGCCUUGGAGCCAACUUCGAUGAAGGAUGCGAAUGGAUCAGGGCCAUUAAUUUGACUCCAGAUGAAGAACCACUGCUCUUUGGUGAGGGACCUUUGGUCGCAUCAGGUCAAGGAAAUGUGGGCGAUUGUGGCUUGAUCGCAGCGAUCGCAUGUGUUUCGGAGUUCGACGGAUUUGUCAAAAACAACAUCUUUAUGACCAAGGAGAUAUCCCCUGAUGGAAAGUACACCAUCCGGCUUUUUGAUUAUCGAGACAGGAAGUGGAAGGAGAUUGAGAUCGAUGACUACUUGCCAUGUAUGGUACACAGAGGCUUAGAGGGCUUUGAGGAAGGCUUCCUGGUGACUGCCCGUCCUUUCUUCUGCGACAUCAGUCCGGGCGAUGGCAUUUGGGGAGCCUUGCUGGAGAAGGCUUUCGCGAAGAUGCACGGCGCAUGGGCGAAUCUGGAUCGCUUCAAUCCUAACCUGGCAUUCAUUUGCUUCACAGGUGAAUUUGAAAGCUGCUUUUAUUUUGUUCCGUCUGGCAAAGCUGCUGAGCAACCGACAUGGCGCAUCCUGAAGGGAGGCGUCAAAGUGGCAGAGAGCUCAGGACGACUGGCAGAAGGAGCUCAGGUCCAGGAACUGGAGCGCAAGCGCAGCUGGAUUCGCUUCAAAAAGAUCGAAGGCGAUGGCCCAGACGAAGGUUGGUUCUCCUACUAUGUGCGAGGCCACCGAGUGGCCACCCGGACAACAAAACGACAGCGGCACCAAGAUACCGACGGACGCCCAGAAAUCGAAGAUGACUUUUGGGCCACACUUUUGGAGAACGAUCGUGCCAACUACAUGAUGAUCGCUGGCGGGGUGUCCAAAACCAACAAAAAUACGCAACUCUACGACAACUUAACCGUCACGCACGCAUAUUCGCUCCUCCAUUGUGUCGAGGUGGAAGGAGUGAAGUUGGUUCAGUUGAGGAACCCGAAAGGCCAUGCUGAGUGGCAAGGGCCUUGGAGUGAUGAGAGCUCGGAAUGGAAACAGAACCCAGGCAUCAGCAAGGCCUUGCGGGUGAAAGUUCCCAACAGCAAACAUCGCUUUCCGAGAGCCACCGAUGAUGGCUGCUUCUGGAUGGAGUUUGAGGACUUCGAGUGGAACUUCGAUUUCGUUAGUAGCUGCCGAGUGUCCAUGCCUUCGAAACAUGCGGGUUUCCAGCUUGGUGAGAUGGAGUGA